This is a messenger RNA of Saccharomyces mikatae IFO 1815, 807 nucleotides long. RefSeq lists its product as uncharacterized. Bases 1 to 807 code for a protein of 268 amino acids. NCBI's taxonomy places the organism in Eukaryota, Fungi, Ascomycota, Saccharomycetes, Saccharomycetales, Saccharomycetaceae. The record is from RefSeq and is a predicted model, not a curated record. The transcript has a single exon.
AUGGUUAAACCCCACGAGGAGGAGGUGUGGUUAGUAAUGAGCGACAGGAGGUGUUUAUUAAAUGUCGGACUACCCAUUGCUGCGAUGACUAAGACGAAUCCUGUCUUUCCGAAUGAUGGACGAAGUACAGGUCCAGAGUCGCAACCAGGUUCGCGUGGAAGUGUUAUGGAGGACCUACUGCCUUCAUUGGCCGGCGCGUACGAUGACCCGGCGGCUCUUUGCAAGUGCGUACCACUAUCACAGGAUGGCGCGGGCGCUAUCCGUGUCCCAUCACUAGUGGAAGACACCACAAGCGACGACGAGGACGACGAGGACAUGUCGCGGGACCUUUCCAAGGCCCUAGAUAUGUCUUCGUCAUCGUGCUCCAGCCCACGCACCAGAAGUCGGCGGCACCGUAGUUCCGUGAGCACAAUAUCCACAAUCCUGCAUCAGGAGAGGUCCGGGAAGGAGGACAUGACCAAAAGCCUCAGCGGUCCGGUAGACCAAGAAAGACCUAGUUUACUUGCCAAAAUAUCGACUGUAUUCUUUCGGAGGAAUAACACUCCCAAGAAAAACCAUUCGUGUGUAGCUGGCCCCACGAGCCGCCCACAUUCCCAAACGCUGGCGGCUACGGAUGUAGCCGCCCAGUCGUUGCGCCACCAAAAGGAGCUGGAAGAUGCCAAGUACGCUCGAGUAAUCGAAAACCUCCGCUCCAUAGGAUGGUGCUCUCGCAGAGAGAUCAAGUCUGUGGAAUAUAAACGAUCUUUGAUCAAUGCACAGUGGGACGAGAAGAUCUCGCUUCUGUCCCACGCACAGUGCUAUAAAUAG